Thamnophis sirtalis is the source of this 1962-nucleotide messenger RNA. The record is from RefSeq and is a predicted model, not a curated record. Lineage: Eukaryota; Metazoa; Chordata; Lepidosauria; Squamata; Natricidae.
AUGGGUAGCUACCAUUUGCCUCUUGUUUUUAUCAGUGCUGUCUUAAUACUCAGAGCUUGUUACAUUGAAAAAUAUUUUGUUAUUGCUAUUAACACUGAUGAUGAUAACAUUAACAUAUUUCACAUUAGUUUACCUUUUGAUAAGUUAAGAAUACGCCGCUACAUUUUUAAUAUUCAAGUGGUUAACAAGACUCCCCAACUUCUACAAAAUCUCACACUUGGCUACAACAUCCAUGACAAUUAUUUGAACACGCUAGUGACUUCAGAUGACUUGCUAGACAUGCUCUCUACUGGAGAAGCCAAUGUUCCCAACUACAGCUGUGGAAAGAAGGACAACAUUUUGGCUCUUGUUGAUGCAGCUACCAAUGACAUCUCUAGCCAGAUGUCAACAUUAGGAAGCACCUACAAAAUCCCUCAGAUCAGUUUGGAAUUAUUUUCAGAGUCACUGCAUGAUAAAAGUGAUUUGCCUUUUUAUCAUCGGCUUUUUCCAAAAAAAGGGAUCCUUUACCCAGGUCGGAAAAGAUGCACAGAGAAAGCACCACUGGAGACCCAAAAGAAAAAGAACAUGAUACGGAUCAUGAAUUUCCACAAUUUUUACAGUGUCAUUAUGACCCUGGCUUAUGCCUUGAAUGAUGCUUAUUCUUCAAGAUCUAGGAGGAGAAGGAAGCAUGGGGAAGAGACAUUGGUGGCUCCAAGGAUGCAGCCAUGGCAGUUCCAUCCCUUUCUGGAGAAGAAUGAGUUUCUCAAUCUUUCCACAUAUGUACUGUACUUGGACCAAAAUGGAGAUUUAGCAGCAGAUCUGACUGUCAAUAGCUGGGUAUUUCUCCCUGAGAAAAAUCUCAUCAAAGAAAAAUUGGCAAGGUUUGAAGGACAGAAACUUAUUAUCAACCAAACUCAUCUGUCAUUGCUAAAAUUGCUCAACAGGUCUCUCCCUCAGUCCAAAUGUGUGGAAAAUUGUCAUCCUGGAUUUGUCAAGCGGCCACAAGAAGGAGAGCCGGUUUGCUGCUAUGACUGCAUUCCCUGUCCAGAGGGAACCUUCUCUACUCAGGAAGAUAUGGAAAAAUGCACCAAGUGUCCAGAUGAUAAAUAUCCAAAUAAGGACAGAAUCCAAUGUAUCCACAAAGUUAUAUCCUUUCUGUCUUAUGAAGAAUAUCUAGGCAUCAUCUUGGUCUUUUUUGCCCUAUUCUUGUUCUUAGCCACAAGCCUUGUUUUAAUCAUAUUUAUUAAAUACAGAGAAACUCCCAUUGUCAAAGCCAACAACCGGGAUCUCUCUUACAUCCUUCUGGUCUCCCUCCUGCUUUGCUUCUUAUCUCCUUUUCUCUUCAUUGGUCAACCAAGAAAAGACACCUGCCUUCUCCAACAAACAGUUUUUGGUAAUAUCUUCUCAGUUGCCAUUUCUUCUCUCCUUGCCAAAACCAUCACAGUUGUUUUGGCUUUCCUGGCCACAAAACCAGGAAACCAAGUGAAGAGAUGGUUGGGAAAGAGCUUGGCCAACACCAUCAUCCUUUCUUGUUCUGCUGUGCAAAUUAUCAUCUGUUCCAUUUGGCUUGGAGUUUCUCCUCCAUUCCCAGACUCUGACUUCCAUUCCCAGCUUGGAGUAAUCAUCCUACAAUGUAAUGAAGGGUCUGUUGCCAUGUUCUACAUUACCCUCAGCUACCUGGGCUUCCUGGCUGCCAUCUGCUUCAUGGUGGCUUUCCUGGCCAGGAAUCUCCCUGGGGCUUUCAAUGAAGCCAAGCUGAUCACCUUCAGUAUGCUGGUCUUCUGCAGUGUCUGGGUGACUUUUGUGCCCACCUACCUGAGCACCAAAGGAAAAUACAUGGUGGCUGUGCAAGUCUUCUCCAUCUUGUCCUCCAAUGCUGGGCUAGUGGGUUGCAUCUUCAUCCCCAAGUGUUAUAUCAUCAUUCUGAGGCCAGACCUGAAUACAAAGGAGCAGCUUACAACCAGAAGAAAUGUAGAAAUGUGA